Messenger RNA from Saccostrea echinata, 1759 nucleotides. RefSeq names its product ganglioside-induced differentiation-associated protein 1-like. Gene Ontology annotation, cellular component: mitochondrial outer membrane. The record is from RefSeq and is a predicted model, not a curated record. Bases 27 to 971 code for a protein of 314 amino acids. Gene Ontology annotation, biological process: mitochondrial fusion; mitochondrial fission. NCBI's taxonomy places the organism in Eukaryota, Metazoa, Mollusca, Bivalvia, Ostreida, Ostreidae. The transcript is spliced from 5 exons.
ACACUAAGUUGACUAACGACACUAUCAUGACUAUGAGUGACCUUACAUUGUACUAUUUUCCAGGAUCGUAUUAUUCUCAAAGGGCUUUGUUGGCACUGUAUGAAAAAGAUGCAAAGUUCAAGCACCAGGUGGUGUUUAUUCAUGAUGGAGACAACAUUACCCCAAGUUACAUGAGAAUGAAUCCUGCUGGUCAAGUUCCUGUGUUAGCUGAUGGAAGGAAAAUCAUUACAGAGUCAGAUGCAAUAAUUAAAUAUGUAGAUGAAAAUGUCCACACAGGGUCUACAUUGAUUCCUGAUGAGACGUCAUCAGUUGGAAAAGAGGUGACUCGCUUAUGGAAGCUUAUAAAUUCUGUAAGGGUGGAGAUAAUGACUUUUGGGGUGCUCUCUUUUCAAGAUCUAUCCACAACUGGUCUCCACCCAAUAGCAAAACCAAUGGCAAAUAUGGAUCAAGGGAAAAGAUAUGAAGGUUUGAAGAAAACACUGGCUGCACUAGCUGAGAAGUACCCUGAUUUACGAGAUGCAUACAAUACCAAGAUUGAAUUUUCCACAAACUUCCCUAAAAAUUUCCAGAAUAGAGAGCUAGUUGUUAAAGUCUUGAAUGAUGUGGAAAAAACAUUGGAUGAAAUAGAAAAUGUUCUGAAAAAAGUGAAAGAAGAACAGGGUAUCAGUGACUGUUGGUUAGUUGGGCCUCGCUUCACUGCAGCAGAUAUAGCCUUGGCCACUUUGCUGGACAGGAUCUCCUUCCUUGGGCUGGCUGCUCGGUACUUCACCCAGGAGAAACGACCUCACCUUUACCAGUACUAUCAGAGACUGGGGACCAGAAAGAGUGUCCAGCAAGUCAGAUCUCUUGUCCUAGCUACCCCUCGCAUGUUUAUCCUCCGAAAACUGAAGAAAGCAUCUCCUUUUGUAGUUGGAAUUAUUGCUGCUGGGAUAGGGGUUGCUGUGGCAUACAGUAUACUGAAACGAAAAUAAGAACAAAGAACAAGUGUUCAUAAACAUGGUCAAUUAAUACAUGUUAAACAUUAUAAAUAUAGCAAUAGCUUGAAAUGAAAUCAUAGGGCAAUCAAAAUUUAGAAAAGAUAAAGAUAGGUUUGAAUGGACUGGAAAUUACAAUACCAAACAGGUCAUUUUGCUUCAUACACAAUUAUAGUCUGUCUGGCAAUAGUAUUGAUUUUUGAUUUAUUUUUCUUUGAUUUUUAAAUUAUCAUUAAAUCAUAUAGGAUGUACUUUUUUUUACUGCAAUUUAGAUGUCUGUGAUGUUAUUUUGGCAGCAUAGAGCAUCAGAGAGUAGGCUAGCAUAUAAUCAGGAAAUUGUAUUCUUUACUUUUUUAUAUACAGUAUUUGUACGGUAUGUAAUAUGCAAUAAGGCAGUAAAUGUAUUCAUUGAACAUUACUGACGAGUACUGAACUGUAUUUGUUGGGUAUGAUGGUGGUUGUUAAUUUUGUAUCAUUUAUACGUAAUAUUACUUGUAAACCAAAGACGAACUGGAAAAUUUUCCUGAGGAAGUAAUAUUAGCUAGUCAUCUUAAGUCAUAUGUUUAUUUAUUUUGUGGUUGUAUUUAGGAUGUAUAUUUUUACUUUUACACAAGAAUACCAGCUAGUCUGAUUUAUUUUUUACAAUUUUCCUUGACAGUACAUGUACUUCAAUUUUCCUUGACAGUAUUUGUAGUUGGUUUUCAGAAUAGGUUGUCAAAAUCAUUUUGUUCAGUCUAUGUGCUUAUGCAUUGUUAUUUUCAUUACAUAAAAUAUAUUGCAUUAUA